AUGGGGCCGACAGAUAAGUUCACCUGGCUGCACUUGAACAAAGCCCUGAAUGACGAUCCGUCUGCAACCCUGGGAGUUAGUUUCAAUCCAGUGAGUCGCCAAAUGCUACAUUACUUUCUACUGAGGGGAUUUAACCUCAGCUCAACUCCCCUGCCAACCUGGAUCAUUUUGCUGUAUGAUUUUUAGAGAUGACAUGGAGACCUUGCGAAAAUUACUAGAAAACCACCCUCCUAUCUUACAAAAUGAGCGGCGUUCAAAGUUAAAAGCUGUCAUUUUAGUCCACAGGAUUGGCUAUUGAAAGGCCUGCUCUAGCGUGCAUGCUAUGGGGGGGGGGGGGGGGGGGGGGGGGGGGGGGGGGGGGACUGUUAUGCAAACUGCUCUUUACUGCUUUAAAGCUCUGAGAGUGCCGAGAUGGGACUACACACAGAGACAGAAUAGCUAUAGAGAAUGUUCAGAAUCUACAGUACCAACACUUACAAAUAGAUAGAGCGAUAAAUAUAUGGAAUUAAAGUAAAACAUUAUUUGCUAGCUACUACUGAUACCUGGCAUAUGAUGUUUUCAAGUCAUUUGACUGAGCUGAAUGAUGCUUCUCUCUUUUAUAGCUGUCAGGGCUGUGGUGUGAGAUUGAGGAGAGAGGACGAGAUGAGAUGUGAGAACGGUGGUAUUAGCAUGGGCUGUCACACGGCCAUUUGGAUGAAAAAUUGUCCUUGGGUAAUUCUCUAAUGAAGAAGUGAAAUGGCAAACACAGCACUGGAGCCCUGAGGAAUGCAUGAGCCUACUCAUCCUCUGAGGCAAUGUGGCUCUGGAGGAAGUGGUGAGGGCAAGUCGUAAUUCCGUCCAUGCCCUCUUGAAAGACAGAUGUGGUUGAGGAAGAACAGUCAUUGUAGCUGAAAGGCACAACUACUGCUGAGGGCAAUAAAUGAGUACAAUGAAUAUACGGAACAUCUAUUCAGGCCAGCACUAGUGUACGGUACAAGCUAAGCAGCAUUAGUAUGUUUUAAUAUGCUGCUCUGUGCAUUGGGAUGCACAAUUCUUAUGGUAAAGUAAUGCUUGUCUGGCUGUGCACUAAUUAGGGAGAGACAGUUGUCAAAGGUCAGUGUGUGUGCGUGUGUGUGUGCACACAGGUACGUGCAUGCUUGCAUGUGUGCGGAUGUAUGUGUGUGAGUGAGUGCAUAUGAGUGUGCGUGCAUGCGUACGUGAGUGCAUGCAUGUGCAUACGUGUGAGUGCUUGGGGAUGUCAGCAUGGGAACUCCCCUGCUGAAGCUAAUCCAGCCUAAUCGGCCACAUCUCAGACACUACAACACGGAACACAGCCACUAGUGUCCUAUUUUGGGACCUACCCUCUCUCUGGUGCUGUAAAUAAGAGCCAUAACCUCCAUUUUAAUGGUUCGACCUGGACGCUCUUAUAGUGAUCCUUUUGUGGUCACUUCAUUACAGACACAUAGUGCCUCUCGAUCCGCCUGGCCCCGGUGUCUCUCUGGCUGUGCUCCCUGGCUGGCUGGCUGUGGGAUCUGAGAGCUCCCACUGUGGGACCCUUUAAGAUAGCUUCCCAAUUUAACCCAAUACAUGUGGACUAAACAGCUAAACUAACACAGACAUACUGUAUACAUAUGUAAAUACAGUGGGGAGAACAAGUAUUUGAUACACUGCCAUUUUUGCAGGUUUUCCUACUUACAAAGCAUGUAGAGGGUACACUUCAACUGUGAGAGACGGAAUCUAAAACAAAAAUACAGAAAAUCACAUUGUAUGAUUUUUAAGUAAUUAAUUUGCCUUUUAUUGCAUGACAUAAGUAUUUGAUACAUCAGAAAAGCAGAACUUAAUAUUUGGUACAGAAAACGUUGUUUGCAAUUACAGAGAUCAUACGUUUCCUGUAGGUCUUGACCAGGUUUGCACACACUGCAGCAGGGAUUUUGGCCCACUCCUCCAUACAGACCUUCUCCAGAUCCUUCAGGUUUCGGGGCUGUCGGCGGGCAAUACGGACUUUCAGCUCCCUCCAAAGAUUUUCUAUUGGGUUCAGGUCUGGAGACUGGCUAGGCCACUUCAGGACCUUGAGAUGCUUCUUACGGAGCCACUCCUUAGUUGCCCUGGCUGUGUGUUUCGGGUCGUUGUCAUGCUGGAAGACCCAGCCACGACCCAUCUUCAAUGGUCUUACUGAGGGAAGGAGGUUGUUGGCCAAGAUCUCGCGAUACAUGGCCCCAUCCAUCCUCCCCUCAAUACGGUGCAGUCAUCCUGUCCCCUUUGCAGAAAAGCAUCCCCAAAGAAUGAUGUUUCCACCUCCAUGCUUCACGGUUGGGAUGGUGUUCUUGGGGUUGUACUCAUCCUUCUUCUUCCUCCAAACACGGCGAGUGGAGUUUAGACCAAAAAGCUCUAUUUUUGUCUCAUCAGACCACAUGACCUUAUCCCAUUCCUCCUCUGGAUCAUCCAGAUGGUCAUUGGCAAACUUUGACGGGCCUGGACAUGCGCUGGCUUGAGCAGGGGGACCUUGCGUGCGCUGCAGGAUUUUAAUCCAUGACGGCGUAGUGUGUUACUAAUGGUUUUCUUUGAGACUGUGGUCCCAGCUCUCUUCAGGUCAUUGACCAGGUCCUGCCGUGUAGUUCUGGGCUGAUCCCUCAUCUUCCUCAUGAUCAUUGAUGCCCCACGAGGUGAGAUCUUGCAUGGAGCCCCAGACCGAGGGUGAUUGACCGUCAUCUUGAACUUCUUCAAUUUUCUAAUAAUUGCGCCAACAGUUGUUGCCUUCUCACCAAGCUGCUUGCCUAUUGUCCUGUAGCCCAUCCCAGCCUUGUGCAGGUCUACAAUUUUAUCCCUGAUGUCCUUACACAGCUCUCUGGUCUUGGCCAUUGUGGAGUGGUUGGGGUCUGUUUGAUUGAGUGUGUGGACAGGUGUCUUUAUACAUGUAACGAGUUCAAACAGGUGCAGUUAAUACAGGUAAUGAGUGGAGAACAGGAGGGCUUCUUAAAGAAAAACUAACAGGUCUGUGAGAGCCGGAAUUCUUACUGGUUGGUAGGUGAUCAAAUACUUAUGUCAUGCAAUAAAAUUCAAAUUAAUUACUUAAAAAUCGUACAAUGUGAUUUUCAGGAUUUUUUCUCUACAUGCUUUGUAAGUAGGAAAACCUGCAAAAUCGGCAGUGUAUCAAAUACUUGUUCUCCCCACUGUAUGUCUGAAAUUGUUUCCUGUACCCUAUGAAGUGCACUACUCUUGACCAGGGACCAGGGCUCUGGUCAAAAGAAGUGCACUAUAAAGGAAAUAGGGUGCCAUUUCGAAUGCACACCAAAUCUACUGAACAAAAAUAUAAACGCAACAUGCAAUAAUUAUAUGGAAAUCAGUCAAUUGGGCAGGGGCACAGCCAUGGGUGGGCCUGGAGGGCAUAGGCCCACCCACUGGGGAGCCAGGCCCAGCCAAUCAGAAUACGUUUUUCCCCACAAAAGGGCUUUAUUUCAGAAAUAAAUACUCCUCAGUUUCAUCAGCUGUCCAGGUGACUGGUCUCAGACGAUCCCACAGGUGAAGAAGCCAGAUGUGGAUGUCCUGGGCUGGUGUGGUUACACGUGGUCUGCUGUUGUGAGGCCAGUUGGACAUACAGUACUUCCAAAUUCUCUAAAACGACGUUGGAGGCGGCUUAUGGUAGAGAAAUAAACAUUCAAUUCUCUGGCAACAGCUCUGGCGGACAUUCCUGCAGUCAGCAUGCCAAUUGCACGCUCCCUCAAAACUUGAGACAUCUGUGGCAUUGUGUUGUGUGACAAAACUGCACAUUUUAGACUCGCCUUUUAUUGUCCCCAGCACAAGGGAGUCAGAGGUUGAUUCCUAUUUCAGUGUGUUUGAACGUAUAGCGGUAGCAUUGAAAUGGCCCGAAGAGGUAUGGUGCCUAUUACUUCAGUGUAAACUAACAGGUAAAGCCCAAGAGGUUCUGGCAGCGCUACCUCUUGAAGACAGUUUGAAUUAUGAAGUGGUCAAAGCUACUGUUCUUCGUGCCUAUGAGCUUGUUCCUGAGGCAUAUCGACAGAGAUUUAGGUUUCAUAAAAAGUCUCCUACUCAGACUUAUGUGGAGUUUGCUAGAGACAAAGGAAAUCUGUUUGACAAAUGGCACAGUGCUAGUAAAGUAACUGAUUUUAACUCUCUACGGGAGUUAAUCUUGUUAGAAGAGUUUAAAAAUUGCUUACCCGAACGCAUUGUAGUUUAUCUGAACGAACAGAAAGUAUCCUCACUGUCGGAAGCGUCUGUAUUGGCAGACGAGUUUGUGUUGACGCAUAAGAGCGUGUUUUCGGCUCGUACGGAGAGCAGGGCUGCGGAGUUGCUAACUUUUAGUCCUAGUCGACCAGCAGUACAUCCAGCGCGCCCAAAAGAUGUGCGUCACUGUUUCUAUUGUCAUAAGGUGGGACAUAUGGUUAAUGAUUGCUUUCUGCUAAAACGCAAACCGGGGAUGCCUCAGCACGCCAGGCCGCCAACGGGUGUUGGGCUGAUUCGUACGGUUGUAAGGCCGGAAGCAAGACAGAAGCCUCAUAGUGAAUGUGGUUUGAAAGUCCCUGUCCCAGAUCACAGUUAUGAACCGUUCAUUUUUGAGGGGUUUGUUUCUAUAUCAGAUGAUGAAGCGUCUCGGCGUCCAGUUAGAAUCCUCAGAGAUACUGGUGCGGCGCAGUCGUUCAUACUAUCUGAUGUGUUGCCCUUGUCCAAUAAUACAUAUUGUGGUUCCAGUGUGUUAGUACAAGGAAUUGAAAUGGGUUUCGUCCCAGUGCCAUUGCACUUUGUGCCAUCAGCUUCUUGAUAUGCCACACCUAACAGGUGGAUGGAUUAUCUUGGCAAAGGAGAAAUGCUAAUUUACAGGGAUGCAAACAAAUUUGUGCACAACAUUUGAGAGAAAUAAGCUUUUUGUGUGUAUGGAACAUUUCUGGGAUCUUUUAUUUCAGCUCAUGAGACCAACAUGUUGCAUUUAUAUUUUUGUUCAGUUCAUUAACUGAUAAGCUAACACAAACAUACAGAAUGUACAACAGUGUCUCUGAAAUGUUUGUGCUAGAAAGUAACUUAAAAGCCUAUGUACAGUAAUGCAUUCCAACUUCAUUUGACUGAAGGCGAUGUUUCAGCAAGCGACCCACUUCUGAAUUGGAUAUGAUUAAACAUACAGCAGUUUGCACAAACUGUUUGAGCAUUUUGAUUGCCCAAUUACCCAAAGGUGACUUAUGCAAGGUUACAUAAUCUUUAGAUUAUUUUGUAGGAAGUUGUGUUUGAUCUACAAAUGCUCAGAUGCACAGAUGUGAUCAUCAUUAUAGUAGAUGAAUAUGGCGAUGGGUGAAUGUUUUUGCUAAUCCAACCAUGCCUCACAGGGACAGACCAUAGAGCAUGUGAACAAGCUUCAUAAUCAUCCGCGAUGAGAGGGGAAAAAAACAACAUUGAAAAACAUUUUGUCCCAUUGGUCAAUUUUCUGAAUCAAAAGGAUUUCAAUCCCUCUAUGCUCCUCUGUGUUCAUUCCCUUUGAUGCCUUAUAUUCACAAGGAAAUCAUUUCUGACGACUGCACACCAGUCAGCUCCAAUAACUCAACAAUAAGUGCUCAGUUGAAUAACAGUGCAGCCUAGUUACUGCCUGAACUGAGCAUGCCCAGUGCCCACUAGUGUGGGGUUCAGCUGCUUGGUAGAAGGGUGCAGGAAGACUUGGCAGCUGCCUAUGUAGUCUGGAAAUGGAAUGAUGCUCCACUGUGUUUGGUUGGUACACUGCUCCCCUACCGCAUGAAACUCCACUUUUAAUGUAACAGUUCUGAAGAGUCUCAGGAGAGACGUCCAUAGCUGGGCUCCCUGGUGUUUUAUUUUUCUGGGUUUUGUUUUAUGUGAUUGAUGUCAGAGAGAAUCCCAGCUAGAGCCCCAUCACUCUGUUGACCUUUUUGAAAUUUAACAUUUCUCUUUCUCUGUAAAUGGCCAUGGGCCUCCUCCAUUUCUCCUUGGCUCAUGUUAGUGGUGGUAUGUAUUGCUGGGAGAAGGAUUGUGGGGAGAUGAAAUGGUCCUGAGGCUCUUUUAGCCGUCGUAGUGUGUACAUCACUGACUGUGGCCAUGUGGAUCAGAAUUAGCUCUCUGUUUCUAGUUUUCCUCUCCCUCUCUCGCUAGCUCUCUCUCUCUCACUCUCAUCACACCUCUCCUUUUCUCUCACAUCUCUCUCUCUCUCACACGUGAUCCCAGUCGUUAAUUGAUUCUCGGUUUUUGAGAGCUGACAAACUGAAAGGCCUGAUUGCGGACAGCUGUGAUGGUUGGAGGUUGAACAGUUGCUGGAAGGUGUUUACACUGUACAGGGAGGGCAACGCCUUAGCACCAGUGUGUGUCUCUCACUCUCUCUCUUUGUUGCCGAUUAAAAUUGGGUGGGGUGGUGGUGAUAGUGGUGUGGGUGGUGAAGAUAGUGGUGGGGGUGGGGGUGGUGGGGAUGACAGGGGUCUCUGACAGCCCAUAGCUAGCCUCAGGCUAUUUGCAUAUAAUCCAGAAUGUUAUGAAGAAUGAUCAGAUGAACUGCAAUUAAUUGCAAAGUCCCUCUUUGCCAUGAAAAUGAACUUAAUCCCCCAAAAACAUUUCCACUGCAUUUCAGCCCUGCCACAAAAGGACCAGCUGACAUCAUGUCAGUGAUUCUCUCGUUAACACAGGUGAGAGUGUUGACGAGGACAAGGCUGUAGAUCACUCUGUCAUGCUGAUUGAGUUAGAAUAACAGACUGGAAGCUUUAAAAGGAGGGUGGUGCUUGAAAUCAUUGUUCUUCCUCUGUUAACCAUGGUUACCUGCAAGGAAACACGUGCCGUCAUCAUUGCUUUGCGCAAAAAGGGCUUCACAGGCAAGGAUAUUGCUGCUAGUAAGAUUGCACCUAAAUCAACAAUUUAUCCGAUCAUCAAGAACUUCAAGGAGAGAGGUUCAAUUGUUGUGAAGAAGGCUUCAGGGCACCCAAGAAAGUCCAGCAAGCGCCAGGACUGUCUCCUAAAGUUGAUUCAGCUGCGGGAUCAGGGCACCACCAGUGCAGUGCUUGCUCAGGAAUGGCAGCAGGCAGGUGUGAGUGCAUCUGCACGCACAGUGAAGCGAAGACUUUUGGAGGAUGGCCUGGUGUCAAGAAGGGCAGAGAGGAAGCCACUUCUCUCCAGGAAAAACAUCAGGGACAGACUGAUAUUCUGCAAAAGGUAUAGGGAUUGGACUGGUGAGGACUGGGGUAAAGUCAUUUUCUCUGAUGAAUCCCCUUUCCGAUUGUUUGGGGCAUCCGGAAAAAAGCUUGUCCGGAGAAGACAAGGUGAGCGCUACCAUCAGUCCUGUGUCAUGCCAACAGUAAAGCAUCCUGAGACCAUUCAUGUGUGGGGUUGCUUCUCAGCCAAGGGAGUGGGCUCACUCACAGUUUUGCCUAAGAACACAGCCAUGAAUAAAGAAUGGUACCAACACAUCCUCCAAGAGCAACUUCUCCCAACCAUCCAAGAACAGUUUGGUGACGAACAAUGCCUUUUCCAGCAUGAUGGAGCACCUUGCCAUAAGGCAAAAGUGAUAACUAAGUGGCUCGGGGAACAAAACAUCGAAAUUUUGGGUCCAUGGCCAGGAAACUCCCCAGACCUUAAUCCCAUUGAGAACUUGUGGUCAAUCCUCAAGAGGCGGGUGGACAAACAAAACCCCACAAAUUCUGACAAACUCCAAGCAUUGAUUAUGCAAGAAUGGGCUGCCAUCAGUCAGGAUGUGGCCCAGAAGUGAAUUGACAGCAUGCCAGGGCGGAUUGCAGAGGUCUUGAAAAAGAAGGGUCAACACUGCAAAUAUUGACUCUUUGCAUAAACUUAAUGUAAUUGUCAAUAAAAGCCUUUGACACUUAUGGAAUGCUUGUAAUUAUACUUCAGUAUACCAUAGUAACAUCUGAGAAAAAUAUCUAAAAACACUGAAGCAGAAAACUUUGUGAAGACCAAUACUUGUGUCAUUCUCAAAACUUUUGACCACGACUGUAGUCUGUAUAAUUAUUGCAAAAUGAUUUCAUUCAUAACUUGUGGGUGUAGAAAACAAGAUUGUUUUGGAUUUUAAUAUCUCUUAUAAUUAAAAUAUGUUUUUAAAUGCUAGGCCAUGUGCUAUGGGGAUGGAUGGAGAGAACUUAAGUUUGUUUGGCAAAUCUGUCAUACAUGUUUGUUUCUGACAGACAAUGCAUAUGUCAUGUGUCACUUAGUUUUUCUGCUCUGUAAGUGUAUCUCAAUGCUAUGUAGCCUAAGUGUCCAGUCUAACGUACUGUAGUAUUAAACAUCAAUACAGCUACUCAUACAAUAUGCCAAGCUCAAGGCAUUUAAAAGCAAGAGAGAACAGAGACGCCUAAUGCAGGAAAUGACAUUAUACCACAACACCACUUAGAGGAAUUACCACCACAACAGCUUUGUCAAUCUACCACGAAAAUUAAACAACACAAAGACAUGUGUAUAGCAGUCAUCUGAAAAGAUAGAUUGAAGAUUGCAGUAUAAUACACAAUGAGUGAUCGUUUGGUUUAGCACUGUAUUGCUAUGCUUGUGCCUGAGUCCCAAAUGUCACCCUAUUUCCUAUGUAGUGCACUACUUUUGACCAGAGCGCUAUGAGGAUAUGGAAUAGGGUCCAUUUGGGACGCAGCUGCCUUUUACCCAUCCAGUUCUGUUCUGUAUUCAUCCCUGUGUUUCCCAUGGUCCUCUGCAGGGAGUUUGGCUGGAGAGACCCAGAGCUGCCUGAGGUGAUCCAGAUGCUGCAGCACCAGUUCCCCUCGGUCCAGUCCAACGCUGCAGCCUACCUCCAACACCUGUGCUUCGGAGACAACAAGAUAAAGUCUGAGGUAACCAUGCACCGGUUGGGUCCGGAUCCAUACAGUUUCUACUGCGUGUGCUAGCUGGGGAACUUGUAUCCACUGCUAGCCUCUCAGCAUGUUCACUACAUCAUCUAAACUAUAACAUGCAGCAGUCCUUUCUGGUUUGGCUCACACCACAUACAGUUGAAGUCGGAAGUUUACAUACACCUUAGCCAAAUACAUUUAAACUCAGUUUUUCACAAUUCCUGACAUUUAAUCCUAGUAAAAAAGUCCCUGCCUUAGGUCAGUUAGGAUCACCACUUUAUUUUAAGAAUGGGAAAUAUAUAAUAAUAGUAGAGAGAAUUAUUUAUUUCACCUUUUAUUUAUUUCAUCACAUUCCCAGUGGGUCAGAAGUUUACAUACACUCAAUUAGUAUUUGGUAGCAUUGCCUUUAAAUUGUUUAACUUGGGUCAAAUGUUUCAGGUAGCCUUCCACAAGCUUCCCACAAUAAGUUUGGUGAAUUUUGGGCCAUUCCUCCUGACAGGGUGUAACUGAGUCAGGUUUGUAGGCCUCCUUGCUAGCACACGCCUUUUCAGUUCUGCCCACAAAUGUUCUAUAGGAUUGAGGUCAGGGCUUUGUGAUGGCCACUCCAAUACCUUGACUUUGUUGUCCUUAAGCCAUUUUGCCACAACUUUGGAAGUAUGCUUGGGGUCAUUGUCCAUUUGGAAGACCAUUUGUGACCAAGCUUUAACUUCCUGACUGAUGUCUUGAGAUGUUGCUUCAAUAUAUCCACAUAAUUUUCCUUCCUCAUGAUUCCAUCUAUUUCGUGAAGUGCACCAGUCCCUCCUGCAGCAAAGCACCCCCACAGCAUGAUGCUGCCACCCCCAUGCUUCACGGUUGGGAUGGUGUUCUUCGGCUUGCAAGCUACCUCCUUUUUCCUCCAAACAUAACGAUGGUCAUUAUGGCCAAACAGUUCUAUUUUUGUUUCAUCAGACCAGAGGACAUUUCUCCAAAAAGUACAAUCUUUGUCCCCAUGUGCAGUUGCAAACCAUAGUCUGGCUUUUUUAUGGCGGUUUUCGAGCAGUGGCUUCUUCCUUGCUGAGCGGCCUUUCAGGUUAUGUCGAUAUAGGACUCGUUUUACUGUGGAUAUAGAUACUUUUGUACCUGUUUCCUCCAGCAUCUCCACAAGGUCCUUUGCUGUUGUUCUGGGAUUGAUUUGCACUUUUCGCACCAAAGUACGUUCAUCUCUAGGAGACAGAACGCGUCUCCUUCCUGAGCGGUAUAACGGCUACGUGGUCCUAUGGUGUUUAUACUUGCGUACUAUUGUUUGUACAGAUGAACGUGGUACCUCCAGGCGUUUGGAAAUUGCUCCCAAGGAUGUACCAGACUUGUGGAGGUCUACAAUUCUUUUUCUGAGGUCUUGGCUGAUUUCUUUAGAUUUUCCCAUGAUGUCAAGCAAAGAGGCACUGAGUUUGAAGGUAGGCCUUGAAAUACAUCCACAGGUACACCUCCAAUUGACUCAAAUGAUGUCAAUUAGCCUAUCAGAAGCUUCUAAAGCCAUGACAUAAUUUUCUGGAAUUUUCCAAGCUGUUUAAAGGCACAGUCAACUUAGUGUAUGUAAACGUCUGACCCACUGGAAUUGUGAUACAGUGAAUUAUAAGUGAAAUAAUCUGUCUGUAAACAAUUGUUGGACAAAUUACUUGUGUCAUGCACAAAGUAGAUGUCCUAACCGACUUGCCAAAACUAUAGUUUGUUAACAAGACAUUUGUGGAGUGGUUGAAAAACGAGUUUUAAUGACUCCAACCUAAGUGUAUGUAAACUUCCGACUUCAACUGUAUUUCUACUGCUGUGUGCUAGCUGGGACACUUGAGUCCACUGCUUAUACAUUAUGAAAUGUAUAGGCCCCAUAAAGUUGUUAUACCAGUUGCUAACAUCAUAUUGGGAAAAUAGUCAGUGGGAGGGCGCUGGGCAGCUGAGGUCUGUUUCAGUUGAAACCUAUAAAACAUAGCAAAGUCCGCCUCUGCUCUCAUGUUCAGUACAUCAUCUAAAAUGUAUACCUUUUGUGAAGCCUUUUGCGAGAAUAAUUCAGCUCAGGAUAAAUUCCAGUUGCUAGAAUUGUUAAUUCUUCUCACAUUAGUGGAUAGAUAGUAUUAACUACUCUUGCCUCAUCUGAUAUGCCUCACCCGUAUGUAGGGAUGUUGGAUAGCUUGGUGUGUGCGUGAUAUGUGGGUGAUAUGUGGGGACAUUGACUGGUUGAGGUGGAGGGAUGCUGAGAUGGGGGGAGGUUGAGAUGCAGGGAUAGGAAGAUGGAGGGAUGGGGAGAUGGAGGGAUAAGUUGCAGGUCAGAUGCCCUCUGGGAGGGAUUGGAAGAAAGUCAUUAGGUCAGCUGAUGGCUUCUCCUGGAACACUGCUGACGUGCAUCUCAUUGCCUCUCUCAGACUAUGAGAUAUAUCACACAGGCAACAUGGGCAGACACACACACACACACACAUCCGUGAUUACACACAUACACACCCCAUAGGCAUGCACACACAUAGGCACAUGCACACUAUUUAUAGUACUGCAAGGCAAUGCACGUUAGCUGUGUGUGGUGUCAUGAUGGUGCCUUCUCGCCUAGCAGUAUCUUGGUUAUUUUUGGACCAGAAGGCUGUGUGAAGGGAAUGACUAUUUACUGGGUGCUCUAUUUUGAUAACAGCAGAGCGAGGGAGUGUCUAGUAAGUGUCUUCAUAAACAGUAGGGAAUAUACAUACAUACAGCAUGUACUGGAUAAUGACAGCAUGUAGCCUGCAAUCUAGUGAACCAGUGUCUAUCACCUUUGCCAACACCUCUUUGGUUGUGCAUUGACUGAAUAUGAAUCAGCCAUAAAAUGGCACAUUUACUGUAAUAACAGAUGCCAUGAUGGGGUAAAACCUUGUCACUAAAUAAAUUGUCAGUCAAUUGGAGCAGAGAACCCAGAUAAACAGGGUCUCUGAUUUGUAAUGAUUUUUCUCCUCUGUGUUUAAUUGGAGUUGAGAGGUACAGCAACAGCAGCAGUGCUGAUCCAUUCUGUUGGACCUGGCAGCACAUCUGCUGACUGUUGGCACCACUCCUCCGGUGUGUGUGUGUGUGUGUGUGUGUCACUCUGCCAGGUCAUCACUUCCUCUAUCACUCUGUCACUAAUAUGGCAGAACGCUAUGGCAGCGUGUCCUGGGCCUUUCUGUCUGUGUGCAGCCACGUGUUUGACAUGGCUCUAGUUUAUUACUAGAGAAAAGGUACCUGAGUGAAAUGAAGAAUAGGAUUUAUAUAGGGAUGCCUCCAGGGAUAUUGUUGUCAAUGCUGAAAACUAUGACUAAGUAUGACUUUUGUGGUAGACAAUUGAACAGUCAAGAAUAUUAGCUACGCUAUUGCAUACAUAUUUGUACUGCUCUUGCUCUAUCUAUUCAUUUUGAUCCAGUUGAUCCACUUACAUCCUUCCUCUCCUCUCCCUGUUCCUCUCACCAGAUCCGGAGGCAAGGAGGGAUCCAGCUGCUGGUGGAUCUACUAGAUCACAGAAUGACCGACGUUCACCGCAGCGCCUGUGGAGCUCUGAGGAACCUAGUGUACGGCAAGGCCAACGAUGACAACAAGAUCGCCCUGAAGAACUGUGGGGGGAUCCCAGCCCUGGUCCGCCUGCUGAGGAAGACCACCGACAUGGAGAUCAGGGAGCUGCUCACAGGUUAACAGAGUUUGGUGACAAGUUAUAACAUAGAGAGACAUAACAUAGCCUUGCUAUAUGACAUUAUAAAGCAUUAUACCUGGAUGCGUAUGGAAGUGUUAUCUCAAGUUUAUACACAGAACUGUCACUGUUACUGGGGGCUGGAUAACUACUAUAGGCUGUAAAGGCAAAGAAUCACAAAGGGAAGUUUCACAUCAAUAUCCAUAGUAGUGGGUCAUCAAUAUAAGUCAGCUAGUUAAACACUGAAUAUGAAAACACGAAUAUCCACAAAUGACUUGACUGGAUAGAAAUUUCAUAUUUUUGAUGAGAUACAAUAUGAUGUGAAACUUCAUCGGGGUAUGGCACCACAGACAUCUAUUAAAUGUUCUAAAAGUGAACAUUGCCAAAAGGCACUUAGUCAAUAAGAAGUCAGAGGUAAAAUCCCCUAGUUAUGUUUAGAGAGAGCAUGUUGCUUCAUCCUUUUAUUAUACAUUUUUUACUGUAGAGAGGAUUUUAAGACAGGAAAUGCUUAGGAAAUAAAUGGUUUGUGCUGGUACUGUCUUAAAGGAGAUUACUAUAUAAAUUAGAAAGCAAUUCAACGCUUGGAACACAGUCCCUCCUGUCACAAAUUAAUCAGGCUGCAGAAAACCUUCCCCGGCCCACAGGAAUUCUGCCUAUUCACUUCUUCACAGUGUGCGCCUGAGCCUCCUCUCCCCUUCCUGUGACUAUGCAUGGAUUAAUGGGACCAUUUACCCGUCUUCUAGCCUUCCCUGAGCCUUCCCCGUGCCACCAACUGCCAAGGGGCGCCCUACUUAGGCAUGCGGCGGUGGUUUAUGACAUCACAGUUAGCCAAACAAGGUUGUUGUUUCCCCCGCUGCUCUAGCAAGCCCCCCUUUUAUGUAGAGGAGACCAAGAUGAUUAUUCAGAAAGAAUAAAGCUCUUUUUAAUGGCGAAUUUCUUGUCUCCUGAGAUUAAAGAUGUAGAUUGUAUCCUGGACUCCAUGUGAUGCCGAACAGGAACCCCUGUUGCUGCUCUUACACAGCCAGGGUACAAUUAGUCUAUUCUAGUGGAGGGAUGGAGGGAUAGGAUGUGGCCUGGCUAGAUUAUGGUUAAUCAAGUUGCCCUGUAGUUCUCGGAGUAGAUUCAUUUAAAAGUAGUAGUAGUUGGAGGAGAAUGGUAGAAAUGUACAGACAUCUAUACGUCUUAUUCCAUCAGAGCUGGGAUGUAGUUUAUUUCUUCGUAUUUGUUUUGGUACCACAGUGACUCAUUGUAAAGAGUGGCUGAUUUGAUUUGAUUUGAUUGGAAUGUCAUCUGCACUGAAUCACUGUCGGCUCACGACAUAGCGGCUGCGUCACCUGAACCAUAUAAAAACAUCAGGUUACUAAAAUGUAAUUUCUGUCACCUUGACAACCUGCACAGUGCCCUCAACUUCCGCUACCCCCCGUAGAGAUAAUUUGGGUCCAGUUCUGCAGACGACCUGCUUUCUCCCCACGAAAUGAUGCUCUCGCACCGCCUGCCUCCCCGAUGAUGUAAGGCUGAGGCAAUUAACCUCUUUCAUCUAUCCAGUGAAAGAAAAAAAUCCAUCAACUUUUUUUCCCACUGGAAGAAGAUGAUGUUAUAGGCGGUUAUUAUCCGCCAAGCCCACCCUCGCCACCGCUAUAGGCAGCAGCCCUUUCAUUUUUGAAAACACAGAAAUGCUGUCCGCCACCCCGAGCGUGGUAAAGUGAUGCUCUCUGCAAGAUUACUGUCUCCACUAAUUAUGAGCAAUGCAGCUAGUUAUUUAGAGCAGAGCAGACCACAAGGAAAAUAUCCCAACAUGGCUGAUAAGACUAAAGUAGAUCUAUGUAAUGACAUUGUUGUUGUGAGAGGAACGGGUGAAGAGUGACUGACUGCCUCACAACUGGUAAUUGCAAUAAUAAAUGCUACGGCUACGGUGUCCUAGGAGGGACAUGACGUGGUGAAGGUCAACAAGAAUUAUAAUGUGUUGGGCCAGCUUUCAAGGUCAUUACAAUCAGUGCUCUGAGUGUGUGUGUGUGUGUGCCCUCUGGUUUGAUUUUUGAUUUGAUUUAUUAGGAUCCCCAUUAGCUGACGCCAGUGGCGACAGCUAGUCUUACUGGGGUCCGACACGAGAACUAAAAAUACAUUACAGACAAAAUACUUUACAAUUUACAUACAUUUAAAAACAUGAACAUGUAGUGUGUGUGCAUAUAUCAGUUACACAUACAUGUCAGUACAUACUGAACAUACAACAAGUAGGUCACAUGGGGGAGAGGCUUUGUGCCGUGAGGUGUUGCUUUAUUUGUUGUUUUUUGGGGGGGGUUGGGGUAUGGAGGGUUGUAGAGUGAAGGACCCUCUCCUCCUCCUCCUCCUCCUCCUCCGGCCAGCUCUUGUGCUGUGUAUGUAUCUCAAUCUUUGGCUGACAGCUGCUGCUCACUUCUUAACACCAUCCAUGGCAGAGUCACCAUGUUCCUACCACAUCCUACUGAAAGCAAUUUAUAGUGGCACAUGAAUCGGUUGUCUUUUAUUGCCGCUGCAAUUUAGGUUCAGUUGAAGUCAUAUGUAAAUUAGGAUGGUAUACGCUCUGUGGACACGUAUUGCCCCUGUUCAGUGUUUAGUAAAGCACCCCAGAUUGAGGAGGAAGACUGAAGUCGUAGUCAGUGUGGUUAAAGAGGAGAGAGGAGAGCCCAGCUGCAGAGAGAGAGCGCUUCCUCCCUCUCUGUCUCUUUGUGGGUUACUCAUACAGGCUGUGCCAAAGCCGCUGGCUUUGAAUGUAAUUGGUAGGCGAGAGAAAAUUCCCUCAUUUUUUUAGGUUGGCUGGUUUGCACAUUAAAUUACGGGGGAAAAAAUAUAAAAAUCUAUGAAGCCCCGGGUUCCCAGUUUAUUGCACAAUCACAACAGCUUCUCAUUAAUUCAAGACUAGGGGUGAAAUAUGCUGUUUUGUGACAAGUUAUUAAACAGUUAUAGAGCCUUACAGUUUUCAAUUUUCUUUUUAAUGUUUUGAAGAGCUUUUGUCCAACAUGAUCCUUAUUUCAAUUUCAGAGGAAGUAUAUUCAACUUUUGUUCUCCACAAAAAUCUUUAUACGAUCCAGACCAGUUUCCACACUCAUGUGCACAAUAUAUCACCAUUCCCUUCCCGGGAUCUCUACACCUGACCGUUCUCCCAGGUUAAAUCACUGUUCGUCAACGUCCUAUCCUAUCUGAUGUUCUCUGUUCAGGUGUGCUGUGGAACCUGUCGUCGUGUGAUGCCCUGAAGAUGCCCAUUAUCCAGGACGCCCUGGCAGUGCUGACCAACGCUGUCAUCAUCCCCCACUCGGGCUGGGACACCUCGCCCCAUCAAGAGGACCGCAAACUGCACCUGCACUCUUCCCAGGUGCUCCGCAACGCCACCGGCUGCCUCAGGUCAGUACUGUUACUGGACCCUCGAGUCAAUCAAUCAAAUGUAUUUGAUAAAGCUUGCUAGCUUUUUACAUCAGCAGUUGUCACAAAGUUAUUUACAUUUACCCAGCCUAGACCCCAAAGAGCAAGCAAAGCAGAAGUGAAAGCACAGUGGCAGGGUUAGAAGUUAGACAUCACAAGUCAUGACAGUGGAUGUCAACCUGAGGUUACAUGCACUGGGUUGUAAGGUCUCUUCUGGGUGUAGCUUUCACUGAGAGCGGUCGGAUUCUUUCAGGUGAAUGUCUCCCUGCUUUGUCCCUGCCUGGCUUGCCUGCACACAGUUCCUUUGUGUUGGUAAUGCAGGAUGUAACACAUUGCUCUUUCAUUUUACAUUUACAUUUAAGUAAUUUAGCAGACGCUCUUAUCCAGAGCGACUUACAAAUUGGUGCAUUCAACUUAGUGGGACAACCCACUUUCACACAUGAAUACUCAUGUAGCUUUGUCCGUAUUGUGAGUAUUGACUUGACGAAUGAAUGUUAUUGAUUAAGGACGUUUUAUCACAGACAAUGAAUGCCACAAGUGUCAGACCGAUUAUGGGAGCACAUGUAACAUGCCUCUUCCCCAUAAUUACCAACAUUAUGAGGGAUGUUGUGUGAAAACGGCAUUAAAGCAUUCUAUAAUUCUGGAAUAUUGUCAAAGACUUUCUGAUUAUAGCGCUGGCACCGGAAGAAAAUUGGCUAUGUGUCAAGUGUUUCUACUCUUUAUAUCUGGGCCCUUGUCUCCUGCGUACCAGCAAGAGAAGUGUCUGCGAAGAAGGAGAAUAAUGAGAUCUUAGCUAAUACAUUGCCUGUCUGUUAAUUUAGGGGUUAUUCAUUUUAGCUACAGUGCAUUACCCUCUCUGUGCAAUAUGUCACCGCUUCUCUGUAGUGGUAUUAUCCGCUAAUAGUUGAUAGAAAGAAAACCAUUAAUAUGCCGACACAUUACCUUGUCAAAGCAGGAAGUGAUUAAUGAAAGGGAGGCGGACUUUGUGGGCACGCCUUGUUUCCAUUGGCCACCAGACAGGUAGUCCUCUGCAGCACAACCAAUCAGCACUGCAGCAGCGUGAAGUGGAAGGAAGCCCACUGUAAGUGAAAUGUGCUGAGUCUUAAUGCCUGCCUGUGAUGAAGUAUGACUGACUGUACAGUAAAUCCCUGAGCUCAGCAGGCUAAUUCAUCUGUUUCAUGGGUCGUUAAGGAACAACAGAACAGGAGCUUUGAUUGAAUAUUUAAUGUGUGGGACCAAGAUGCCUCGCCACCUGCCGCCUCAUCACACACCUGUCCCUCAUCCUGUGACACUCAUGCUGGCUGUCUUCAGAACAGAAUCACCAUGGCUGACAGCGUACGCAGCACGCUAGCUGACUGACAUUCUUCACAGGGUGCCUCUCUGCCAGGGAUCAGCUAGUGUCUAAUGGGAGGAAGUGUGUCAAUAGGACUAUGGCCCACCUUGACAGCAAGAGAACAUACUCACUAUCACUAUCGAUCAGACUCACAAUAGAGUCAACAAGCCCUUUUACCGUUAGAUUGUCAGUGCACAAGAGUCAACAAGCCUAUUGAAGAUGCUCCAUGUUCCCUUGUUCGUAUCAUUUCCUUUCAUCUCUGGGGUCAUCUCUUGUGUCUGGUCUACCCUGGGGUGGUCAGUGGGCAGUGACUGCUGUGUGUUGGAACGCCUGAUAAAGGACCCUGUCUCUAUCUAACCAGAGGCCAUCUCUCACUUAUACAAUCAACUCACUCAUCACUGAAGAGCCCCUCCAGAACAGAUACAGAUGCAGUAGAUUGAUCCAUGGUCUUCUUUGUUUAUCAGACCCAUUACAAAGUUCUGGAGGUGCCGACGGAGUCACAAACAGGGCAUCAAUACUGAGAAAAAUGGCAUUAUAGUUUUUUAAUUGUCCAGCCAAAUGACUUGUAGGCUGAUCACUAGAGAUGUGGGUAUCUGUUGUCUUAACAUGAGGCCAUUUUGUAUUCACAUUGACCCUGACCUCUGUCAUGACCUUUGACCCUAGACGGCAGUUAGUGCCUUCAUGCUUGGUUCACCCACUGGAAUACGUUUCCUGUCCGUGUCAUAUAGUUUGAUACUUGUAUCAGAAAGCAGAAUCAAUAAUACCAAGGUAAACCACAGAAGCUGCAGCCCAAAGCUCAGUGAAACCAAGGUAAAAGGCAGUAACUGACGUGAGUGAUGGCAGUUACUGCUUUUUUCCCUGCUUUCACUGUAUUUUUUUCCAGUUACUGUAAACAUGAGCCCCAUUCUCUCAACACAGUGGAGGCAGGAUAUUUGUCCACAUGAUAAAGCAUGUAUUUAAUGUAUCAAAAAUGUCAGUAACUCAUUUUUGACCAAAUGUGCAGUUACUGCUCUUUUGCUUGGUAGGGCAGAAUAAUCUCCUUAUCUAUUGGGCCCAACCUCUAACAGGAGACACAGAUAGAUAAAAGCCAUGUUGUCCAUCCAGAGGCCUGUUAGAAGACCAGGCUGGCUGCACCAUUACAGACUCGUAAUGACCUGACAUUUAAAGGGCAGCGGAGAGGAGACAGGAUAGAGGCUGUAUCCCAAAUCGCACCCUAUGUCCUACAUAUUGGGCCCGUAUGGGCCCUGGUCAAAAGUAGUGCACUGAUGUCCAAAACAUUAGGAACACCUUGCUAAUAUUGAGUUGCACCCCUUUUGCUGUCAGAACAGCCUAAAUUCGUCGGGGCAUGGACUCUACAAGGUGUCGAAAGUGUUUCACAGGGUUGCUGGUCCAUGUUGACUCCAAUGCUUCCCACAGUUUUGUCAAGUUGGCUGGAUGUCCUUUGGGUGGUGGACCAUUCUUGCUGCACACGGGAAACUGUUGAGCGUGAAAAACCCAGCAGCGUUGCAGUUCUUGACACACUCAAAGCGGUGCGCCUGGCACCUACUACCAUACCCCUUUCAAAGGCACUUAAAUAUUUUGUCUUGCCCAUUUACCCUCUGAAAUGGCACACAUACACAAUCCAUGUCUCAAUGCUUAGAAAUCCUUCUUUAAUCUGUCUCCUCCCCUUCAUCUUCACUGAUUGAAGUGAAUGUAACAGAUGACAUCAAUAAGGGAUCAUAGCUUUCACCUGGAUUCACCUGGUCAGUCUAUGUCAUGGAAAGAGCAGGUGUUCCUAAUGUUUUGUACACUCAGUGUAUAGGGAAUAGGGUGCCAUUUGGGAUGCACCCAGGGUGGGAACAUGAUCUGACGGGCCAGGUUUGUCAUCGUGUCAAACUAUACUGUCAUUAACGCCAUUUAGUUAUCCUAUAUUCAAUCAAAAUGAUGACAAGCACUGAAGAAGUAGUAUAUUAAGUAUUUAGUCCUGAAAUUAAACUGAAAAAUCAUGAUGAUGGUUACCUACCAGCGGACAGUACAAUAUAACAGUGAUACAGUGCUGAAGAGAAAUGUCUGACUGUGGCUGUUGUUGCAGGAACGUGAGCUCUGCGGGGGAGGAGGCUCGCAGGAGGAUGAGGGAGUGCGAGGGCCUUACCGACGCUCUGCUCUACGUGAUCCAGACCGCCUUGGGCAGCAGCGAGAUCGAUAGCAAGGUUUGACUUUGUGUUCCUCUCAUCUCCUUUCAUAAAGCAGACCCUUUAACACGAUGCUGAGGGAAUGACAGACAAGGGCUGCCCAUCAUUACAACACACACGCACACACACACACGGAUGUCCCAUGUUGUGGAUCUGGAUCAGUGUGUUGUCAAGGUUGCCUCCCUGGCUCUCUCCACCUCAUCAUCCCCUGUAAAUGGCCUUCUUUAAUCAUGAUGUAGCUGCUAAACACCUCUCCUGUCCUUGCUGGUGCUCUGCAUGGAGAGAUAGGGGGUGCUGACUUCCUUGUAUUGGUGAUGAGGAUCUACAGUGCAGUCAGGCUAGACGCUAGCACAGAUCAUCAACAGCUCUGAUUACACUGGUCAUUUCCCAAAAGCCCAUACCCGAUGUCCAAUUUCCUGCAAAUGAAUACCUCAGAGUCUAUGGAGCUAGUGUUUUUCUCCUGCUUUGAAAUGCAUUAUUUAGUAUAAUAGAAACAAAGCCUAUUUACAGUAUAUUAUGUUAAGAUUCAAUCCUCUAUAAGUACUAGUCAGUGUUCAACUAUUGGAAGGAUUCAAUCACAGGUCAUGCAUGGAGAAAUUGACACACUCAGUCAAUGUCAGACUGUUGUUCAAGGUCACCUGUUUACGGCUUGUAGAAGACAUUUUUGAAUCUGAGAGAAAAUGGACUAGGUACUAGAUACAUACAGUACAUGAUAACCUCGAGCGAUGCGCAGCACUAACUACAUUAUCCUGAUGUCAAGCAAUAACCAUGACAAACUGUUCUUCCCUAAUCAAAUGUCUUCCAUAUCUGCCUUCUCUACCACACUCAUAACGAUGUACAGUAGGUUAUGGUACCAUAAAGCUCCUCCGAUUGUACGACUACAUACUCGCUCUAAAUGAGUGCCAUAUUUUGUUUGAUUUCCGAGGGCCUUUCUUAUGUCUGGACUACUUUCUGCCAACCAGUUUGAAGGCGAUCUGGCGGCCCUAAUCACACUGAAAAUCCUUUACAAGAUCAAAGUCGGCCCACUACGGUGUUGAAUGCCUCACUGCUUACUACAAUGGGAUUACCACUACAGUACUGCUCUGGCCUGGAUCCAGCACAGCAAUCUAACAAGUACAAGGAGUUAGUCAUACAUCAGAAAGAGAUGCACUUGACUUUACUUUACCAAUUGCAUUUAACAGACUGGUCAAUUAAUGUUCCAAUUGAAAUCGCCUUUAUAGACUGGUUAAUGAUUUAAUUCUUCCACUGUUAAUUGUUGCAUUGAAGGGUUGGCAUCUGCUCUGUUUAGCUGUGGAAGAUGUCAUGAAAUAAUAGACUCUCAACAGUGUAACAUACAGUAGGCAAUGUUUAGUAACAAGGUCUGUAUGUGUUGUAUCAAAUGCAGUGUCAUGGUCUAUUGCAUUGCAUGCUCUGUCUAUUCGAAAGCAAACAGCAACAGACAGAUAUUUGACUCAUGCAUUUGCCCCAGUUUAUAGCAUCCCUAAAGCAUCCUGUCCGCUCACAUUGGAGGAAAUAAACAGUCUUAUAACUUCAACUUUACUUUGAUCACUACAUGGCCGACAAGCAAAGCAUCUCAUGGCACGCAUCAAAUUGAAAUACUGCUCUCAAAUCUCUAUUUAUCUCUCUCUUUCUCUCUCUCUCUCUCUCUCUUUCUCUCUCUCUCUCUCUCUCUCUCUCUCUCUCUCUUCUCUCUCUCUCUCUCUCUCUCUCUCUCUCUCUCUCUCUCUCUCUCUCUCUCUCUCUCUUCGUCUCCCCCUCUCUCCUUUCCCCAACUCCUUCCCUUCAUCUCUCGUCAUCUCCCUCUUUUGUCCUUGCAGACCAUUGAAAACUGUGUAUGCAUUUUGAGGAACCUCUCAUAUCGACUAGCUGCAGAGACAACUCAGGGACAGCAGAUAGGCACGGACGAGCUUGAUGGAUUGCUUUGUGGCGAUGCCAACAGCAAGGAUGCCGAGAGCUCUGGUUGCUGGGGGAAGAAGAAGAAGAAAAAGAAGGCCCAUGAUCAGGUGGGCUCCUCUCCUCUCUCUCCUCUCCUCUCCUCUCCUCUCCUCUCCUCUCCUCUCCUCUCCUCUCCUCUCCUCUCCUCUCCUCUCCUCUCCUCUCCUCUCCUCUCCUCUCUACAUCUCCACUGCAGCUGUUAGCAAUUAGCCAGCGUGUUAGAGCAGUGGUGCUGGAAGCUGGCUAGGGAGGGGGGUCUAUCUAAUGGAUAAUUACUCAUUUACUGGGUUUAGUUCUGAAAGAGUGUCUUGAAGAGAAUGCCAGAGCCCACCUGGUGUUCAACCUUCCUAAGAUCUCCCAUGUCACCCCGCUCCUCCCCACACUCCACUGGCUUCCAGUCGAAGCUCGAAUCAUCUUCAAGACCCUGGUGCUUACCUACGGAGCAGCAAGGGGAACUGCCCCUCCCUACCUUCAGGCUAUUCUCAAACCCUACAUCCCAACCGGAGCACUCCGUUCUGCCACCUCUGGUCUAUUGGCUCUUCUACCCCUACAGGAGUUCAGUUCCCACUCAGCCCAGUCAAAGCUCUUCUUUUUUCCUGGCACCCCAAUUGUGGAACAAGCUUCUCCCUAAAGUCAAAAGUCCCUGCCCAUCUUCUGAAAACAUCUGAAACCGUACCUCUUUGAAGAGUAUAUAUCUUCAGUAUGUCUAUCUCAUGGCACCCCCGACGCGCCCUUAAUUUUUAAAAAGGCACUUACCUGCCCUAUUAGCACUGACUUUGCUGAUUAAUACUUGAGGAAAAAUGUACUUGAUAUGAUUGUGAUAUGUUGUCUCACCUAGUUAUAUCACGACGAAUGCACUAAUUGUAAGUUGCUCUGGAUAAGACUGUCUGCUAAAUAACACAAAUAUAAUGUGAAGAGGAGAGAUUUAUCAUGGUUUUCUCUGCCAUGCCUGGGACAAUAACCAGGCAAAAGCUUAUAUUUGAUUAUUAUCUGAGUUGGAUUAUGCUAUUGGCUGUACAACUCAUCUACUCUGGCAUACAUUAGAUGCUCAUGUGGUUGGCUUGGUGGUGAUGAUGAUUUAGUAUGUGCGAUAUGCCCCAGAGAUUUUAACUAACUACUUAAUUCUUAAUUAUGUUUAUCCUAUAAGUUCAUAAUUCAAAAAGCAAUGUGACACUCACUUGUCACUCAAGUCUCAACCAUAUUCAACGUUUUCAACAUUUUCACUGUUCUAUGAUAAUUAAGCUAUUUUCAGUGGCACUAAGUAGUGUUGCCAAACAGUUUAAUGCCUGUAGUAUUGACAAGUAGUAACAUUCUACCAUCCUGUGUCACUCAGUGGGAUGGUGUGGGGCCCUUCCCGGACUCGGCUGACCCGCCCAAAGGCAUUCAGAUGCUGUGGCACCCCACCAUCGUCAAACCCUACCUCACCCUACUGUCUGAGUGCUCCAACCCAGACACCCUGGAGGGGGCAGCCGGGGCUCUGCAGAACCUGGCUGCAGGCAGCUGGAAGGUACAGCACAGUACAGUAAGCUAUGGUCUCCCUCCUUAGAGCUGCUCAACGGCAGCCAUUUAACUGUUCACACUGUCAUGUAAAUGAACUUACUGAAACAGAGAGCUAAUUGGUGACUGUUAACUCACUGUAUUAGUCAAGAAAGCUGGAACAGUACAGUAAGCUAUGGCCUCCUCAGAGCUGUCCAACUGCCGAUGCCAAGAUGCUAUAACUCUUAACAGAUAGAUAGGGUCUAAGUCAUUGGUCUGUUCACUUAUUGUAAUGUUAGUUAAGAAAGAGAUACCAGAUCCUAUAAGAUGGUCAUCCUACUCUGACUGAUAGCAUAGAACAUAAAGAUGUGUGACAGUCCUCUCUGUCUCCUCUCCUCUCCAGUGGUCUGUGUAUAUCCGUGCGGCGGUGAGGAAAGAGAAGGGUCUACCCAUCCUGGUGGAACUGCUGAGGAUUGACAACGACAGGGUGGUGUGUGCCGUGGCCACAGCUUUAAGAAACAUGGCCUUAGACGUCAGAAACAAAGAACUCAUCGGUUAGUUAGGUUGUCAGUGAUUCAGUAUUCUGCAUUCACACAUUCAAAAUGUUUUUUCUCUGUGCAUGUUUGGUGUGUGUUUGUUGUGUGUGUGCGCGCGCGUGCGUGUGUGUGCAUAUGCUAAUAUGCGUGCACUUCUCUGCAGUCAGCUAUACCAGCAUCUUUCUCUACUGAGAUGAGUGUGCAGAGCUCUCUUUGUGGACUGUGUUCACAUGGUUGAAAUUCUCUUCAUGACAGCACUAAAAGACUAUUGGUUUUCUGUUGGACCUCUGCAUCUCCAUAGCAACUGCUCUUGCCGUCUCAGGCUGGUGCUCUGUGCUAAGUAGACGUGUGCAUCAUGUCAUAGAGCCGCAGGCCUUCAGACUCCCUACUCUGUGUUGAUAGAAUAGAGGGUAGUAACCCACAAUUAUCUGUUUACAUGCUUAAGUCAUGUUAAACCAAUGUUAUGUCUGGCUACAUAUGACACACCUAAUAACCAUGUAAAGCAAUGAUGGGGUAUACUAGUAGGAUUUUUACUGUAGUUUUAAUGGCUUUAGUUUAUAAUUGUAUUUUAUUGAGAAAUGUUUCUUAAAAAUAAUUGUAUAAUAUUUAAUUUUGUAUUGACAUCAUAGCUACUAUAAUAGGUAUAUUAUCGUUGAAUAUCAUGGAAUGUACUCCAAAGGAUUUUCUGUUUCUUUGUUUAUCUACAUUACAAACAUCUGUUGUAGUUGCUAAUGCUUUUACUAUGAAUCGCAGCGUAGUGACUGUGCACUGGCAGAACUAGACCUUCCCUGUCGUUCCCAUUCUCAGGCCUGAGGGGCUUGACAUUUCCAUCCCAGCUAAAAAAUGUAAUGUCCUCAGGCCUACAGUACUGUAUGAGUGUUGAGUGGGGUCUUAAAAAAGCCCCAUUGAGCAGACGAUAUAUGUAUUAAAGCCUUGUCAUAUAGCUGUACAUGUCAGGCGGGGAGUUUGAGGCCGUAUUGUGAAUUAUUAAAAGCACCACGCUUUGAAUUUCUUCUCUCUCUCUUGCCUUUCGCAUAUGCUGAUACCCAUCCUUCCUUCCACUCUCUCUCUUACUCUAUCAUUCUCUAUCCCUAUCUAGUCUUUUAUGACCUAGAUCUCGUCUCUGACUAAAAACCCAUAGGUGUACUGUACUACUGUAAAUGCUAAAACAUCAUUAUCUGUAGUAUAUCCUAUGUUUUAGAGCACUGUCUUUUUAAAAUUCUUAUUCAAGUGGGAUGCCUCAGUGUCAAGUGCAGUAUUUAUUGUUCUCCUGUGAAGUCAAGAGAGCCUCUUUAGCUCAGUCACUCAGUGCUCAUUGGGGACAUAGCCUCUAUAGGACAAGGGGCUUGUGCACAUCUCUAAUGUUGAAGGCUCUCCUGCUGAGUGUUCAUAGGGUUAGACAAGGGGUUGAAGACCAGCCAGGAAGCCACUACUGACUUACAAAGGAUUUUGGUCACAAACAGAACAUUGCUUCGUGGAGAGCAUGUUUGACAUAUUUAUUUCAAAUCAAAAUCAAAUCGCAGAAUAUUGUUUUCUGCAUCCAUGGUUUUCAUAAUCUGUUUCCUAAAUGGUAGCACAUAGAUUUAAAUGUUAAUGUACAGUAUAACUUAACCAUGAGGUCUCUUUCUCUCCACAACAGGCAAGUACGCAAUGAGAGACUUGGUCCACCGUUUGCCCGGGGGCAACAACAACAACAGCAGUGGUGGGACUGCUGCCGGUGCUAUUGGGAAGACCAUGUCGGACGACACCAUCACAGCUAUCUGCUGUGCCCUGCACGAGGUCAUCACUAAGAACAUGGAGAACACCAAGGCUCUGCGUGACGCUGGAGGCAUCGAGAAACUCAUCGGUAUCGCCAGGAGCAAAGGAGAGAAGUAGGUGUCCAGAAGUCAUGCUGUGUUCACUCUAAUCUUCUAACCUAGAACCAAAUGUUGCAUGCGUGCUGGCCAGCUACUUUAUAUAACAUGUUAUCACACUGUCAAGAGAGACUCUGUUCACCCUAACCUUCAACCCUAAUGUAAAGGAAUGUAACUGCUGAUCGGGACACAAGUACUGUUCGUAAAUACUAGUUCUGUUAGUUUCCCUCUAAAUUCACUUUAGGAGAUGUUUUUAUGAUGUUUUCCCUACAACUCACCACUGUAAAGAAAUGCCUUUUAAAUGUACCUAAUUGGGGGUUUUCUGUUUUCUGUUUUGGGAUUUUAUGAAAACAGUUCUUCCUUAGGAGCUUUUAGUUUGCCAUUAGCAAGGUAAUUGGGUAUUGUACCUUGGCUCCCUCUCCUCAUAGUCCUGUGAUGCACUCACUCAAUGUUGCCAAGGACCAGGGACUCUAUAAGAAUACAUUACCCCAUAGAGAAGAAAUUACCAAAGUGUGUUAUCUGAGUGUAAGACAAAAACACUCUUUAAGAGUCUUGAGAGAAGAGAAGUGUGGCUAUACAGUAUCUACAGUGCUAUGAUGUAAUAACUUGAUGAUUAUUCCAUAUCUCUGGUGUGAAUCAGAAUGGAGGAUGCUUGGUUAAUUGAAUCACCUCUAGCACUGACAUUUGUGGCUUGUGGAGUUGUGUGCUGAGAUAGAGUAGAGGAUGGAAGAUGUGUGAGAGAGAGGGGCCUCUGAUGCUAAACUGAUUGGAUUUAUCUCUGUUAAUUGCGUUUAUCCAUUUCAAUUUUUUUGGCAAGAAUGACUAUGGUGCUGAAGCACAGAAUGACCUUGUUUCCAUUUAAUGUUCGUUUGUAUUCUUUUGUUAUUGAAUUUGUGUUUUUUUAAUGUUUUUGUACUGGUGAUCUUUCAUCCAGCAGCGAGCAUUCAAUACCUUUUGAUGAGAACAUUUUGUUCUAUUCAUCCAAGGAAAAUAAAGUGUAGCUUUUCUCUUCCCAGACACACACCCAAAGUGGUGAAAGCAGCCUCUCAAGUCCUCAACAGUAUGUGGCAGUACAGAGACCUUCGCGGUCUCUACAAAAAGGUGUGUAAAACAAAGAACUUGCUGCCACCACAAGACCUCUGCUGAAGGAGCUGUUGGAAGUUUAACGCAUUAGUCUCUGGAGUGUCCUCUUAGACAGUUUUGAGCAGUUGCUUUUUAGUCUUUUAUUAAAGGGAGCGAGAUGGAGAGCGGGAGAGAGAAAUAGAGAGAGAGACGAGGUAAAGGGCAAAAAUGUAUACUGUACAGCAAUUAAUGUGUCAUGUGUGACACAGUUCAGCAAGCUCACUAAGUGCAUGAAUUGAUAGUGAGAGUAAAGCUGGAAUCCCUCUGGGCUGCAGUUUAAUGAACUAAAGAAUCUCUCAAUGUUGACCUGAGGAGAGUAGAUAAACAUGCUUUAAUGAAAGACAGAUUAAGAAUUGGAAGGUUUAAGGGCUUUAAGAGGGGGAGAAAAACAUACACUGUAAGACUGGUGUCAUUAUUGUAACGUUCUCCUUUUUCCUUAUUUGAAUGUGUGGAUAGUUCCAAACCCAUUUGCUAUUUGACCAGAUGAUCUUAGAUCUUACAGUAUGGUCAUAGAGUAUGAUCUUAGAUCUUACAGUAUGGUCAUAGAGUAUGAUCUUAGAUCUUACAGUAUGGUCAUAGAGUAUGAUCUUAGAUCUUACAGUAUGGUCAUAGAGUAUGAUCUUAGAUCUUACAGUAUGGUCAUAGAGUAUGAUCUUAGAUCUUACAGUAUGGUCAUAGAGGAUGAUCUUAGAUCUUACAGUAUGGUCAUAGAGUAUGAUCUUAGAUCUUACAGUAUGGUCAUAGAGUAUGAUCUUAGAUCUUACAGUAUGGUCAUAGAGUAUGAUCUUAGAUCUUACAGUAUGGUCAUAGAGUAUGAUCUUAGAUCUUACAGUAUGGUCAUAGAGUAUGAUCUUAGAUCUUACAGUAUGGUCAUAGAGUAUGAUCUUAGAUCUUACAGUAUGGUCAUAGAGUAUGAUCUUAGAUCUUACAGUAUGGUCAUAGAGUAUGAUCUUAGAUCUUACAGUAUGGUCAUAGAGUAUGAUCUUAGAUCUUACAGUAUGGUCAUAGAGUAUGAUCUUAGAUCUUACAGUAUGGUCAUAGAGUAUGAUCCUACAGCCUAGUCAGCAGUAUAGGACACUACAGAGACUAAUGCGUUAAACUUCCAACAAGCAUUUCGCUACACCCGCAAUAACAUCUGCUAAACACGUGUAUGUGACAAAUAAAAUUAGAUUUUUGUUUCAUAGAUCAGUCCAUUAUUGUUAGAUCCCUUAUGCAUCUUCUUUUCCCCCAGGAUGGAUAUUCUCAGUAUCAUUUUGUGGGCUCAUCCUCUACAAUAGAAAGAGAUAGACAAAGACCAUAUUCCUCCUCCCGCACCCCAUCCAUCUCACCCGUACGGACAUCUCCCAAUAAUCGCUCAGGUUAGUUCACUGUUGUCUCUCCCUCUGCAUGUCAGUGUGUAGAUGUAUUCUCUCUUUACCCCAUAGUAUUAAAAUACUGGACAUUUUUUGCAAACUCACAAGGCUUUAGAGCUUUAAUUGCCAGACGUUGCCCCCCCCCCCAGAUUUUCCUCACGGCUGGUUUGAAUGCCACAACUGAGGCUCUGUUCAUCACCACAGCAGCCUCAUAGGAGAGACCUUGGGAGGCACAGUUAGCUCUGGGGGCAGUUAGGGCCAAAGCAGAAUACACCUACAAACUUGAAUAGUCGUCAGAAUGCACUGAGUCACUCUGGAUAAGAGCAUCUGCUUAAUGACUAAAAUGUCAAUGUAAGAGGUCAUUUUAUACUACUGUUAUUAAAACCUAGAAAUUGGUACUGUAGCCUUUGGCUGCAUUUAAGGGUGAUUAUAGGAGGAUUUUCUUGGACGAGAGGGUGUUUGUCGAUUCUGUUCGGGACAUUACAGUUACAUGGUGCUCUAAUUGGAGUGUAAUUAAAUUAAAAGUGGAAAUACUGAACUUAAUGGAUCCUAUUAGAAAGCAAUAAACUCUCUAAGGAAAGAUUUCAUAGAAGAGCCAUUUCUGGAUGUUAGAUCCCCACUUAGUUAGGCCUACGUAUUUGUUUUCAUUACAUGCAUGUUUUCUUUGUGCCGCUUUAUGGCACAGUAAUCGUUAUCUGAUGAUGUCAUCAGCUGCUUUACUCUCAGCUUCCUUGUAUCAACAGAAUGUGUCAAUGUAGGAGAGUGGGAGGAUUAAUAAUGAUGAAGGGAGUCAAGUAGGUGUCAAACGUAUUUUCCUGCUAAUGGUGUACGUGAUAUGUCAUCUGUGUGUUUGCAGCAAGUGCUCCUGCCUCUCCCCGAGAGAUGAUCAGCCUCAAGGAGCGGAAGACAGACUACGAGUCGACGGGCACCAAUGCCAGUUACCAUGGCAACAAGGGUGAGCACACUUCGAGGAAAGACGCCAUGGCAGGUAGGAAGGAAUUUCAGGGCCUCCAUCAGAUUCCUCCUCGUUUCUGGAUGCAGUGUGUUUUCAUCAGAUGAGGUGUACUCUAAAACAUGUGUGAAGCCUUUUUGUCAUUUUAUAAUAAUCAUCUUGGUAACAAUGACCACAUACCUUCUCUCUGUUUCUCUCCCACCUGUAGUUGAAAUCUCAAGUGGAACCUCAACAUUGUUCCGAGGUGCCUACGUCUCUCCCAGUGAUGACAUCAAACACAACCAAGUAAGGAAUGAAGAAAUGACUUGAUAUCAUUAUAAGAGCAACACUCACUGUUAGGUACUCUCUCUCCAGUAGCAGAGUAGUGCUCUAACCUCUGUGUGUUCCAUAGGUCUCUGCUCAGGGGCCCAACCCAGUCCAGGAGCCCUACCCUCCAUUCCAGAACCCUCCUGGUGUACAGUUUGAGGAGGUGUUCUACGAGGACCAGGUGCACCAGCGCCCUCCCCAGGCCACAGACUUAAACAUGCACCUGGGCCUCAAGUCCACCGGCAACUAUGUGGACUUCUACUCAGCGUCCCGCCCCUAUAGUGAACUCAACUAUGAGACUAGUCACUACCCGGCCUCCCCGGACUCCUGGGUCUAG
Coregonus sp. 'balchen' is the source of this 29177-nucleotide messenger RNA. NCBI's taxonomy places the organism in Eukaryota, Metazoa, Chordata, Actinopteri, Salmoniformes, Salmonidae. The record is from the annotation of a GenBank genome assembly.